AUGGUCGGCAUCUCCUUCGGAGCCGUCGGCUCCAAGAAAGCCGACAUCGAAGUCGCGCAAGCCGAAGCACCCGAGUUUGAAAAAGUCCACUGGUGGAAGGACAAGAACAUGCGCAAGCUGUACUUCUACUGCUCCGUCUUGCUCGUCGCCUCUGCCACCACGGGCUACGACGGCCAAAUGCUCAAUACCUCGCAGCUGAUGUCUCCGUGGCAAGACUACUUCGACACUCCCACUGGGUCUCGGUUGGGACUGAUGAAUAAUGCCAUGAAUAUCGGCAGCAUUAUCAGCUUGUUCAUCGUUCCGACCUUCACGGACAGGCUUGGACGCAAGUGGCCCAUCUUCGUCGGCUGCGUUAUCAUGAUCGCCGGAGGCUUCGUCGGUACUUUCGCCCAGAGCUGGAAGACUUACUUCGCUGGUCGUUUGAUUCUGGGCUUCGGCAACUCUUUCGCCCAGAUGUGCUCGCCGAUCCUGCUUACGGAGAUCUGUCACCCGCAGCAUCGGGCUAAGCUUACUGCUGUGUACAACUGUCUUUGGAAUUUGGGGUCGUUGUUCGCCGCCUGGAUCGCCUGGGCUACGAUGCAAGUAGACAGCGACUGGUCAUGGCGCACGGUUACGCUGCUGCAGAUUGUCCCGUCCACUAUCCAGCUUGCUUUCAUCUACUGGGUUCCGGAAUCUCCAAGAUGGCUGGUCGACAAGGGCCGCAACGAAGAAGCCCUCAACAUGCUUGCCUACUACCACGCCGGUGGCGAUGUCUCCAACCCGACCGUUCAAUUCGAGUACCGCGAGAUCCGCGACACCAUCACGAUCGAGAAGGAGGUUACAAAGGAGAGCUCGUACUUGGACUUCUUCCGAACGAAGGGCAACCGCUGGAGGCUGGCGAUUAUUCUCAGCUUGGGCAUCAUCAGCCAGUACUCUGGCAACGCACUCUUCUCCAACUACAUCAACUUGAUCUACGAGGGCGCAGGUAUCUCGGACGACAACCAGAAGAUCCCGUUGAACGGCGGCAACACCAUCCUCUCUCUCAUCGUCAGCGUCACGGCAGCCCAAUUCAUCGACCGCUUCGGACGCCGCCCGCUCUUCCUCACUGCUACUACGGGCAUGGCGUUGAUGUUUGUCGCCUGGACCAUCUCGUCCGCCGUCUACGAGAACAGCGGCGGCGGCGUGACUGACGCCGACGGCAACAUCGUCAUCACGCCCGGCAUCAACAAGGCCGCUGGCUACGUUCAGAUCCCGUUCGUCUGGCUUUUCGGCGUGUUCUAUUCUUUCGCCUGGUCUGGUCUGCUGGUUGCUUAUGCGCUUGAGGUCUUGCCGUUCAAGCUGAGGGCUAAGGGCCUCAUGGUCAGUACAUCGAGUCAAACCAACAGCAUCGCCUGGGAGAACCUCCCCAAGCACUGGAACUUUACGCUCUUCUACACGCUCUGGAUUUGCGUCGAACUCGUCUUUGUCUACUUCGUCUAUGUCGAGACCAAGGGCCCAACGCUCGAGGAAAUCGCUCGCAUCUUCGAUGGCGAGAAUGCAGUCGCCCAUAUCGAUCUGCACCAGGUCGAGAAGGACGUUCGCCAGGGCAGCGUCGAAGGGACGGAGUUCCACAACACGAAGGACUGA
Messenger RNA from Saxophila tyrrhenica, 1605 nucleotides. RefSeq lists its product as uncharacterized. Gene Ontology annotation, cellular component: membrane. Gene Ontology annotation, biological process: carbohydrate transport; transmembrane transport. The coding region runs from base 1 to 1605 and encodes 534 amino acids. Gene Ontology annotation, molecular function: carbohydrate:proton symporter activity. NCBI's taxonomy places the organism in Eukaryota, Fungi, Ascomycota, Dothideomycetes, Mycosphaerellales, Extremaceae. The record is from RefSeq and is a predicted model, not a curated record. The transcript is spliced from 7 exons.